This is a messenger RNA of Penicillium verrucosum, 669 nucleotides long. RefSeq lists its product as uncharacterized. The transcript has a single exon. The record is from RefSeq and is a predicted model, not a curated record. NCBI's taxonomy places the organism in Eukaryota, Fungi, Ascomycota, Eurotiomycetes, Eurotiales, Aspergillaceae. The coding region runs from base 1 to 669 and encodes 222 amino acids.
AUGCCGCCGUUCUCGAAGAGCGGCCUCCAGGUACUCGCUGGCGAGUACCUGGCUGGUCCUCUUCUGAAGUGGGACGACUUGUCCCUGUUUGACCAGCUGUUUGCCGCGGGCUCUGAGCCCGAAAUGUCUGUCCUGGCCUGGGAGCUGUCCGAGCUCCUUUGCACCAUGGUCAUCGUCGUGGGGGCCGGAUCCCCCAAUGCCUACCUCCGUGCCGUCCUCGCUCCUGAGUUUGCGUGGUUCGGCUUGCACCGGGCAGGGAUGUCACACCCUGGUAAGGGCUCAUCUCCAAUCAUUGAAGGAAAAACGAAUACUAAUCUGCGGUUAGCCCAAGUGCCCACCAACACCUCCGACCUCCUCAACCUCCUCCACUCCCACCCCCUGGCCGCAUCUGUGGCCCUCCACCAAAACCUCGGCGUCGGCGACCAGUGGAAGUCCCUGGUCGGCCGUCUGUGGGCUCACUUCGAGCCCUACGGCUCCAAUCUCCCCGCCGACAACGACCUCCUCCCGCGAAUGGAGGAGGACUUCGGGGAUGUGCUGCCCAUGGAGGGCGUUGAAUUUGUGUCUGUCUCUGGUGUCUACAUGGACACCAUGAUCCGUGACAUCUCUCCGGAGAUGGAUGUCUGUGUGGAGCCUGGGGAAGUGUCUGCCUCCGACCCCCUGCUCCCAUGA